Molecule: messenger RNA, 3520 nt
Organism: Glossina fuscipes
Lineage: Eukaryota; Metazoa; Arthropoda; Insecta; Diptera; Glossinidae
Gene: neb
Product: kinesin-like protein KIF14
Exons: 5
Coding region: 217-3270 (1017 amino acids)
Biological process (GO): microtubule-based movement
Cellular component (GO): microtubule; kinesin complex
Molecular function (GO): microtubule binding; ATP hydrolysis activity; microtubule motor activity
Source: RefSeq, a predicted model, not a curated record
UUCUAUAAAUUUUUCUCAAUUCUCUUCGUUGGAACAAGUGAAAGAAAACGCUGUAGUCAACCACGUAACUUUGUCUUAAAAACUUCACAAUCCGAGUCGUACUUUGGGAAAUUCGCUUUAAUAUCUCUUCUAUUUUAUAAAUAACAUCACUGUUCAGAAUAGAAUUAUUAACAUGAAGGAACUAUUGAAUAAGGCGCGAAAUAAAUUGCAUUAAAAAUGAAUAAUUUUGGACGAAACGAAUUAACAUCAACAACUCAUCAGGCUAGGAAGCUGCCAAACAAACACAAUUCUUGUGAAGAAGUUUUCAGGAAUAUUGAAAGAAAAGAAGGUGCCGCCCAAGAAGAGUCUCCUUUCAAACUGAAAAAAUAUAAAACUCCAAAAGAAAAUGCUUGUCACACUCCUUCCUCGCUCUUUCGCAACGCUGUCCCAAAUCAUCGUCCAAUUAAUGUAACGCCAGCAAAGGAUUUUUUUCAUAAAUCCACGCCAGGAAAAUCUCGUACAUGUUUGGCAAAAGGCACUGAAGAUCGUCUCGUAGUUGCAGUGCGUAUACGGCCUUUAAAUUUGUCAGAAAGAACUUCAAGCGUUGUUAAAGUCAAUGGGAACCAACUAGUCGUACCAGUUGUGACGCCAGGUGCAUCUACAGGCACUUAUCACACUUUUACCUAUGACCACGUCUUUGAAUCGAAUAAUAUAGAUUACAUUGAUACGCAAAAACAAGUGUUUGAAACAAUAGCAUGCCCACUUCUAGAUAAAGCAUUUGAAGGAUACAAUGCGUGUCUUUUCGCAUACGGCCAAACUGGUUCUGGUAAAUCGUACAGUAUGAUGGGUUCCGAUCCUUUCAGCCGUGAUAAUUUCAAUCAAAAUGCUCUCAGCUGUGAAGCUGGAAUUAUUCCAAGAUUCUGUUACCAACUCUUUCAUUAUCUGGAAGCACAUCGUGAAGAAUUUCAAGUCGAAAUUGAAGUAAGCUAUUUUGAAAUAUAUAAUGAAAGAAUUCAUGAUUUGCUUUGUGUCAAGCAUAGUAGUCAAAAAAACAUAGAACCUGCAGGUAUUUCUGUAAAAAACUCUCAAAAAUGUCUUAAAGUACGUGAACAUCCAAUUUGGGGGCCAUACGUAGCUGAGUUGAGCGUACAUUCUGUUGACACGUGUGAAGCUUUACAACAUUGGCUUAUCCUUGGCCACUCGCAGCGAGCAACAGCGGCAACGGCCCUAAAUGAGAAAAGUUCAAGAUCGCAUUCGAUUUUGAAUAUAAUGCUGAAUGUAACAAAUAGGGAAUCGCUCGCGUCAAGCAAAGUAAAUCAAGGACGUCGGAGUAAAAUCAGCCUUGUUGAUCUGGCCGGCAGCGAGCGUUGCAGUGGAACAAAUGAUCUACACAAACGAGAAGGUGUUCACAUUAAUAAAAGUCUUCUAGCAUUGGGAAAAGUGAUAGCCGCUUUGGCAGAUAAAAGGAGCAGGACGUUUGUGCCUUACCGUGAGAGCGUUCUGACAUAUCUGUUGCGGGAAAAUCUUGGAGGAAAUUCGAAAACAGUUAUGUUAGCAACAAUAUCGCCAGCAAAUAGGCAUAUAGAGGAAACCUUAGCUACACUGCGAUAUGCUUAUCAAGCACGUAGUAUUUUAAACCGUGUAAAAAUCAAUGAAUCGGAAAAUGAUAAAAUUAUAAGAGAAUUAAGAGCUGAAAUUGAUCGAUUAAAGUUAUUGCAGAAUGAAUGUCAACGACUAGAAAUAUCCGAAACACCUAAAAAAGUUAAUAAUAGUGCAGGUGCAAGUGGCGAAAACGAAAUUGAAAACUUGAAAGAGCAACUUAUUGAACGAGAAAAAGAACUUUGCCGUUUUCAGAAAUCCUGGAUGGAACGUUUAUCAGAAGCUGAGAAUUUAAGAAAAAGAGAGAUGCAAUUACUUAAACGUAAGGGACUUGCCUUGGAGUUGACAAAGAAUUCAAACCAGGCUUAUCUUGUUAAUUUAUCGGAAGACCCCAUGCUUAGUGGGACUCUCUUUUAUAUACUGCCUUUAGGAUCUGUAACAAUUGGAAGGACGCGCUUAUCCUUAGAGGAAUCGCAACCUGAUAUCACUCUUGAUGGACAACUGAUCGCUCAUAAUCACUGCGCAAUUGAAAAUGAUGGCGGUCGUCUGUACGUUAUUCCAGGAAGUGAUCAUUUUGAAACCUACCUCAAUGGGGAACUAGUAACAUGUAAAUCAGAAAUGUUUCAUGCCGAUCGUUUGAUACUUGGCGGUUCCCAUUAUUUUCGUGUCUCUAAUCCAUUUUGCUCUAGUAAAGGAUUAAAACAGGUGAUCGAUUAUCAUUUAGCAUAUAAAGAGAUUUUAGAAAAGCAAGAAGAGAAGCUUAGACUUCAACUACAGGAAGAAAAACAAAUGGCCAUCCAAAACAUGGAAAAAGAGCGAAGUGAAAAUGAACGAAACUACAUAGAACUCGUUCAGAAAUUAGAAUUAGAAAAGAUUAUGUUAAAAUGCAAUGAAGAAAUUUUAGAAUCCGAACGUGGAACCAAUAUGACUCAGACCAUUCGGAAUGAUAGUAUGCUGAAUAAUGUGAUGACCUCCAAUUCAAAUAAUCAACAAUUUUUAGAUGAAAUUAAUGAUAUUAUGCAAAAGCCGAGCAGAGAAAGCUUACACAAAGUGCAGUUGUUGGUAAAGGAAGCUAAUCAAUAUUCUCAUAUACAUAACCUUAAGUACGAGUUUAAACAUUCUCAAGUAGCGGACGAGUUUGGGAUGUUAUUCCAGACAAAAAUUUUAAUUAUAGACAAACCGAAUCAGCUGGUAGCUGAGUGGCCAUUAGCGCGUUUACAAGUAUGGCUUGAUAUUAUGCGAGAUUUAGAACAUUUUGAUUCUGAUAAUUGUUUUAAUUCGGUUGACAUCGAAUGGAAGCUAGUGGAAGCAGACCUAGACGAAAGUCUUAAUAAUUCAUACAAUUCAAGUGGAAUUGCUAUAGAUCUUAAGGCUUAUAAAGGCAACUCCCUGAGAGAUUCGCCGGUAAGACCGCAGAAUUGUGGAAUCGUCAAUGCGGGCGGGACUGUAAAAGUUUCUGAAGCAAAUGUUAAAGAAAAUGGAUAUGGGAAAAGUUCAGAUUUUUCUAUUUUAUCUGCAGUUUACCUACAAGAAAUGAAGCAGGCUGCGAUUAAACUGCGGAAAUUAUGCCAACAACAUAUGCACGAUAGUUCUCUGUUGGAGAUGCUCUCAUCAUUAGACAGCUUAGAAAAUGCGUUAAAAAUAUUGCAAAUUUCUACACGUAAAUCAUCGCCACCAACAAAUCCCUUUUGACGGAGACUGGACGGCAGUAGAAUUUAAUGCAUUGUUUCCAUUGACUUUCAUAAAAUCUAUAAUAGCUGACGUAAGCAUUUAUUUAUUGUAAUUAUAAUAGAUAAUCGAAGUGGAUUUACGCUCAAAUAGUAAAUAUACAAACGUGUAAAAAAUCCUUAUCUUAUUAUCUUUAUUUCAACAAACAUUGCCACAAUACUCAAGCUAUUUAAUGAUUAGUCAUUCAUAGCUGAGAUUACAAACACUCUUUCAC